AUGGCAAGUUUAACAGUUUUGUUGCGUCAUUCUGGCAAGUGGAACGAUGAGGGCAAUUAUAUCGAUUUUGCAAUUGAGGGAAUACUGAUUAAGGAGUAUGCCUCCUUUAAUGAUCUAGUUGCUUCAAUUUCUAAUCAACUGGAGCUUAUAGACGGAGCAGUUCAAAUGUACGAUUCCGAUACUGAUAAUACACUGGCUAUAGAAUUUGUCAAUUCAGGAGAAGUGAUUGGAGUGUUCGAACUCCACAAUGAUUUGAUAAUUUCAAAAACCAAUCAAAAGGAGGUUAUGGCCGGACAAGUUUAUAAGGAUAAGGCUACAUUGAAAGAGGUGAUGGAGAAUUAUGCUAUAGAUCAAAGGUUUCAAUUCCGGGUUGAUCGGUCUAAUGCUGUCAGCUAUGCAUUAUUAUGUAUUUCAGAAGAUUGUGAAUGGAGGUUUAAGGCUUCAAGCAUUAACAAAUCAGAACUAUUCAAGGUGAGAGAAUUCAAUGAUAACCAUACAUGUCCGCUGAAGGAUAAGGUGUACGAGCAGUGGCAGGGUAGUAGCAGCCUUAUAGGUGGUAUUAUAAGGCCAAAGCUUACAAACCAUAAGAGGAAAUACACUCCGAGGGACAUUAUUGACGAUGUGAAAUCAGAUUUAGGUGUAAAUGUUAGCUACAUGUUGGCGUGGAGGGCUAAAGAAAAGGCAAUGAAUUUUCUUAGAGGUGAACCGGCUGAUUCAUACAAAAAAUUACCAGGAUACUUAUAUACAAUGGAUAUGACAUAUCCAGGUUCCCACAUCAGAAUGGUAAAAUCGCCAAAGAAUGAAUUCAUGUACGUGUAUAUAUCAUUGUAUGCCUUUAUAAGGGGGUUUGAUCAUUGUAGACCAAUUGUUGUUGUGGAUGCAAGUCACUUAAAAUCUUACUACACCGGGACAUUCGUUUCGGCAAGCACGUUGGAUGGUGCAGGUCAUAUAUUGCCACUAGCAUAUGGUGUUAUUGAUUCAGAGAACGAUGCUGCUUGGACGUGGUUCUUUGAGCAAUUCAAGAUAGCAUACGGUGUAAGGGAAAACAUGUGCAUCGUUUCAGAUAGAAAUGAGAGUAUCAUUAAAUCUGUAUCGAGAGUGUAUCCGGAUGUACCGCAUUUUGCUUGUAUAUGGCAUCUAUGGAACAACGUAUAUAAGAAAUUCAAAAAGAGCCAUGCCAAGUUGAGAGAGAUAUACUUUUCGAUGGCAAAAGCAUACACAGAAGCUGAAUUUGACAGUCUAAUGGAGAAGGUGGAGAAGGUAGAUAUAAGGGUGAAAGAAUACUUAGAGUUAGCUGGUUACGAAAAGUGGGCUAGGUUGUAUGCACCUGUUAACAGGGGAUGGACAAUGACAUCAAAUAUUGCUGAGUCAAUCAAUGCCGCACUAGUUUCAGCAAGGGAAUUGCCAAUAUACGACUUCCUCGAAGAAGUUAGGAAGAUGUUUGGACGUUGGAAUUGUAGUAACUGCAAAGAAGCUACACAGACAUACAAGACGCUUGGGAAAAAAUACCAGGAGAUGCUGGAGUUGAAUGAGAGAAUGUGUACACGUAUGACUGUGGUACCAUCAAAUGAAUACUUACAUACGGUUAACGAUGGUGGGAGGAAUUAUACAGUCUGCCUGUUAGAGAGAAAAUGUGUUUGUGGGAGGUUCCAAAUUGAUGAAUUGCCAUGCCCACAUGCUUGGGCUGUAUUGAAGAGCAAGUUUCUAAUGCCAGAAUAA
Nicotiana attenuata is the source of this 1719-nucleotide messenger RNA. RefSeq lists its product as uncharacterized. Bases 1 to 1719 code for a protein of 572 amino acids. Lineage: Eukaryota; Viridiplantae; Streptophyta; Magnoliopsida; Solanales; Solanaceae. The transcript is spliced from 5 exons. The record is from RefSeq and is a predicted model, not a curated record. Gene Ontology annotation, molecular function: zinc ion binding.